Molecule: messenger RNA, 6121 nt
Organism: Plectropomus leopardus (leopard coralgrouper)
Lineage: Eukaryota; Metazoa; Chordata; Actinopteri; Perciformes; Serranidae
Product: exostosin-1a-like
Cellular component (GO): membrane
Molecular function (GO): glycosyltransferase activity
Source: RefSeq, a predicted model, not a curated record
CUCUGCUUGCCUUGCAGUCUCCACGGCACCUCUUGUUUUUGUGUGAGUGUGAGCCACCGCUUGAACUCUUCACGCGACUGGAGAAAUUUACGGAUAAAUUAGCUUGUCGGCUUCGUGGGAACAGCGAAGGACAAGUUGUGCACGAAUGAAGAGACGUUGUUUUUAGGGGAAGAAGGCAGACUGCCUGGCUGUCUUUACUUCCAACCAGCGUUAAAGCUACUUUGAUGCCGCCGCUUAGCUAACAAGCUAACUGUGAAUGUUUUCAGAAACUAGCCAGUCUAUUAGCCUGCUAGCUAGCUAAAUUGGAUGGAAAACUUGGCUGUAUAGAUUUAACAAACGGCUAUAAUGAUACUGCUGUCUUUCGGUACGUUAAGUGAAAGACCCGUGGCAACGUCUCAAGCUGGGUAUGUUGAAUGUUAAGGGCUCCAGUCCCCGCUUGGUUGCUAAUUUCCAGAAGGGACAAUAGUUAACUGUCCAGGCAACAAGUCUGGCACACACCGCUGCUUUAACGUUACUCAAGUUUGCACUCAAUUCGUGCAAUGUUGUUAUUAGCAACCGUUUGAUUCUAGUUAGCUAAACAUGAGCACUUUGUGGUGAAAAUGAGCAAUAGGUAAUGUUACACAAAGGGGUGCUACUUGAACGUUAGAUCCCCAUUUUUAAGUGGAUCGGCUCACUGUUUUACAGGAGAAACUGGUGUCAGUUAGUCGAUACAACUGUUGACGAGGGGGCGAGGUGGAUGAACAUUAUAAAUCGCCCACAUGCUUUGGAUCAGUUCCCGGACUUGUGAAAGGCAUCUGAAGCAGAAGGUGGGAGACUUGAGCGCACAGCCCUUGCAGCCCGGGGGAAGAUGGCGGAGCGUUCCCGCAGGAGGUGGUGAAGCCAAAACUUGGGGACUUCUUGGAUUUAUCGCCGGACAUCUUAUCACAGAUCGUAGGACACAUGCAGGCCAAAAAACGGUACUUAACUCUGUUCUCCGCCGGCGCGUGUCUCAUUCUGUUGUUUUGUUUUGGGGGGAUACAAGUCCCGCUGUCCAGACGGGGUCCCAGCCGGCGCGAUGACCGCAGCCUCACCGGUUAUCAUCCCGGGGCGCGGUGGCGUCGCUUCCCGGGGUCCCUGCAGCCUUUCAGCCCUUGGGAGCAAGCCCAGAGCGAUGAUCACAAUGAACACAUAUCUCCAAGACAGAAGAGGGACGCCAACUCAGGCGUUUACAAUGGAAAACGCUGCAGGAUGGACUCCUGUUUUGAUUUCUCCUUGUGUAAGAGGAAUGGAUUUAAAGUUUACGUCUACCCCCAGCAGAAAGGGGAGAAGAUGUCAGAGAGUUAUCAGAACAUUUUGUCCUCCAUUGAAGGAUCCAUGUUCUACACACCUGACCCAGGACAGGCAUGCCUGUUUGUCCUGAGUCUGGACACACUGGACAGGGACCAGCUUUCACCCCAGUAUGUGCACAACUUGAAAGCAAAGGUCCAAAGCCUUCAUCUGUGGAAUGGGGGCAAAAACCACAUAAUCUUUAACUUAUACUCCGGCACCUGGCCUGACUACACAGAAGACCUUGGUUUUGAUAUCGGCCUUGCCAUGUUGGCCAAGGCCAGCAUCAGCACUGAGAAUUUUAGGCCCAAGUUUGACGUUUCGAUUCCUCUUUUCUCGAAAGACCACCCCAGGACAGGAGGGGAAAGGGGCUACCUGAAACAUAACACCAUCCCCCCAUAUAGGAAGUAUAUGCUUGUUUUUAAGGGGAAGAGGUACCUUACGGGAAUAGGUUCAGACACUAGGAAUGCUUUAUAUCAUGUUCAUAACUCAGAGGAUGUGGUCCUCCUCACCACCUGUAAACAUGGGAAGGACUGGCAGAAGCACAAAGAUGCACGCUGUGAUAAAGACAAUGCAGAGUAUGACAAGUAUGACUACAGAGAGAUGCUGUACAACUCUACGUUCUGCCUGGUACCUCGAGGACGGCGGCUGGGCUCUUUUCGCUUCUUAGAGGCUUUGCAGGCAGCUUGUGUGCCAGUGAUGCUAAGUAAUGGGUGGGAGCUGCCCUUCUCAGAGAUCAUCGACUGGAAUACGGCAGCUGUGAUUGGAGAUGAAAGGCUGCUAUUACAGAUCCCCUCAACAGUGCGCUCCAUCCAUCAGGACAAGAUCCUGUCCCUUAGACACCAGACACAGUUCCUAUGGGAGGCUUAUUUCAACUCUGUGGAGAAGAUAGUAUUGACCACACUAGAGAUUAUCCAGGACCGGGUACUGCAGCACACUUCAAGGAGUAACCUCAUGUGGAACAGUCUGCCUGGAGGCCUUUUCACCCUGGCUCAGUACUCUACAUACCUGGGAGACUUCCCCUUCUACUAUGCUAAGCUGGGUAAUAAACCAUACAACAAGUUUACAGCGAUCGUUCAUGUAGUGAGCCCGCUGGUCUCCCAGUCCCAGCCAGUCAUGAAGCUGCUUGUGGCUGUGGCCAAAUCCCAGUACUGUGCUCAGGUGAUCGUUCUGUGGAACUGCGACAAGCCUCUUCCUGCCAAGCACCGCUGGCCUGUCACCUCAGUCCCUGUCAUUGUUAUAGAAGGCGAAAGCAAGGUGAUAAGCAGCCGUUUUCUGCCCUACGACACCAUCCCCACUGAUGCCGUACUCAGUCUGGAUGAGGACACUGUGCUCUCCACCACAGAGGUGGACUUUGCCUUCACAGUGUGGCAGAGUUUCCCAGACCGCAUUGUUGGUUACCCAGCCCGCAGCCACUUCUGGGACAGCAACAAGGAGCGGUGGGGCUACACUUCCAAAUGGACCAACGACUACUCCAUGGUGCUGACUGGGGCUGCCAUCUAUCACAAAUACUACCAUUACUUGUACACCACCUACCUUCCAGCCAGUCUGAAAACCAUGGUUGACCAGAUGUCAAACUGCGAGGACAUUCUGAUGAAUUUUCUGGUAUCUUCUGUAACUAAACUUCCACCCAUCAAGGUCACCCAGAAGAAACAAUACAAGGAAACCAUGAUGGGACAGAGCUCCCGGGCGUCUCGCUGGGCUGACCCGGACCAUUUUGCCCAGCGUCAGACCUGCAUGAACAAGUUUGCCAGCUGGUUUGGCACCAUGCCCCUGGUCCAUUCUCAGAUGAGGCUGGACCCAGUCCUGUUCAAAGACCAGGUGUCCAUACUGCGGAAAAAGUACAGGGACAUCGAGAGGCUAUAACCCUCCAAAGCCCCCCCGCUCUGUGGACACGCACAAAGACCGAGCGAGGGGGCGGAUACGUUGAGAAACGCAGAGCCUUGCUGUGAUUGCACGGCUGCAUUAAUGGAGAAGCAAGUGGGACUGCGUACAGGGGGGCGAGGAGGAACAGAAACUUGAACAGAUGUGGAGGACGCCACAUUUGUUUCAUCCAUUUCUCCUUUCUAACCUUUCUCUUAUGUGUAUUGGGGGACAGCUGAGCACACAGGUCCCACUAUAUACACUAUGACUACCAACUGAAGGACACCUGAGGACUUUAAAACUGCUCGACUUUGAACUGAAGUGGUCAAAGUCAUGGAGUUAGGAUCAUAGCUUGCUGCUUCAGUGUCCCAACAGUGGCAAACCACUCUCAACUCCAACCCGCUGAAAAAGACUGUUCUGCUCUGUACACUCUGCACAGGUUCCUGGACGUUUUUGCGGACAGAAUAUUAUUGAUAAUUAUGACUAUGAAGAGGAUAACACUAUUUUGGAUUGUGUUUAGUUAUUUUUUUUAUACAGUGAACGAAUGGCCAGCACUGCUCUCUCUGUAUUGUCUUAAUUAAAACCAAUAACAGGGCGGGUGAGGAGAGGAAUGACAACCCCUUGACCAUAGAACUGAGUAAUCUUAGUUGAUCUGAUAUUCACAGUGCCUCAAGUUUAUCUAAUGGCGUUGGGAUCUGGGAGUCUGAGAAAAAAGACACAGUGCUGAAUGAGCACCGUGAUCUUGCUGCUUUUUCCUGUUUUUGUUUUUCAUGAUCUGCUUUAUAAUUGACAAAAUAAUGGAUCUUGUAGUAAAUUCUUCAGGUCAGCAUUCACACUUCUUCCUUGCUGAAAUAUAAUAGAAAUGUAUUUAUAUUCAAUUGACAAAUUUAUCAUUGUGUGCCAUUCUGAUUAUUUUUGGAAAAACUGCAACAGUGUCAAACAAUUAGGUAAAUUUCACUUAAUUUGCUACAUCGGAUUAGAUAUCCAUAGAAACUGAAUAGAAAUCCAGUCACAAUUCCAUUGACUUCUGUUUUUGUUUUUCAUUAAUUUUUAGCAAGAAGUCUUUUCCAUGUCUCUUUUUCAUGAAGGCUUCAAUGAUGAACUAGAGUUGGUACUCCGUGCUGGCCUGAAGAACAGUAGAAGAUCACAAGAGUUGCCUUGGUGAAGAGAGGCUGAGCUUGCCAAUUGAGCCAACCAAUGGUCUGUUAGAAACACAAACCACUGUGAAACUAUGGGAAUAGAUCUUUUGGAGCUUGGUUAGCAAGGGAUAUUUAUACAUGGUUAUUAUCUCUAUGCCACAGACCCAAUUUCAUUUUGUCCACUGACAAGUUUGGGCACUCGACAUGGGCUAACACUGCUUUUAUCCAGGAGCAUCAAACAGUGCUUGAUGCUUUCAGAGUCAGAGUUGACAUCAUACUAUGAAGACUUCUGUGUUUUUUCCUGCUUGUUAUGAACAAUUAUGACCAGAUUGACAAGAAAAGGCAUGGUGAAGAAAUUUAGAAAUAUGCUCCAUUAAGUAAUUAUUCUCAUUUGUGGUAUUCCAACAUAAAUACAUGUCAUUUGAGGCCUUUCAGUUUCUAGGAUAUUUGCUGAUUUGUUUUUCUGAUAAUCACAGAUCUAAACAGCUGUUCGUCUCAGUGAGGUUCAGAUUGGCAUUGUGCUUGGGUGACAUUCAAGAGGCAAAAAGUAAAAUUGGGAUGUUCAAGUAUCUUCCAUACUUUAGAAUGUCUCAGAAAUAUUAUCUUGAUGACUACAAAUCAGUACAUUGACUGACAAGUGUCAGUGGAUCAUGAACUUGUUCUUGUUUUGUUUUUCUGUUUUGGGUUGUUUUUUGUUUUUUUUAGAUUGAUCGUGAGGAUAAUACAGAAACUACCAAACAUGCUUCAUUUUAUUUCUGCCUUGAUAUGUCAUAUCUGAAAACUGUUAACACAAUUUGAUUAAUUUAGAAUGUGUACCUGUGUUUUUAACUCACAGACCAUCAUCACUUUCAAGUUUUUCUGUUCAUCAAGUAUUCAUGUAAAGUAUUAGAAGUCUAAGCACACCUGCCCUGACACCUCCUUUGGUAGCUUCAGCUUCUGUUUUGAUCAUUUUGGUAAGCUCCGUUAUUCUGUUCCCCCAAUAUGUGCCAAUCAAUCCUAUAUGACUUUUUUUUCAUCUGAUAUGAGGAAUGCCAUGCAUUCCCAUUUUUAUUUGGUUCAUUAAAAGUAUUUACUGUCUAUAUGAGAAAGUCGAAUGUGUAUGAAAGAGAGGGGAAAGGGAAGAGUGUGUGUGUGAGAGAAGGGAGCUGCAUGGUGUUUUUCACUUCUGAGAAUGCGUUUUAUCAGCCUGACAGCAAAUAAACAAUCCUAGUAUGACUAAACGCAGCGCUAUCAAGACAACUGAAAAUUGUCGUAAACAAAAUCACAUUUCAGAAAUGAACUCGGUGCAAUAUUUAAGACGACAUUGUCUCCAUCUUUUUCUCUUCUCCUUACUUAUGUUGUGUUUCAGAGGGCAGGGGGUCAUAUAUUGAUGUGCCUUCAGAAGAAAUCCUCUUCAUAGUUUUUUUUUUUCCCUGUCUGCCUUUUGCAAAAAGCAGGCCCCUGGUUUUGUUUCUGUUUUUUCUUUAUCAAUAUCCAGUAAUGCAUAAUGACUCCCAAAAGAUAAUCUUUAAUACUGGAAUACUACAAAGACUUAUCACCACACAUAUACUGACAUUCCUGCAUUUUGUGUUGUAGGAACUUUUUUUUUUACACAUACUGCCUUGUAUUACUAUACCUCCUAGUUGCCGAAAGUAUAGUAAUACAUGUAACAAACUCAAUUCUCUAUAAUACACAGUAUUUAUCGGAAAGGAUUGCGUCCCAACUGAAUCUCUGCCUGCUUCCUUCCCUCUCUUCCAUAACUGCAGACCUAAUUUUAUAGAGAUUAAAAUGGAAAGAUAGUGGGAAAAAAUCACAAUUUUGUAAAAGAAUUUUAU